Messenger RNA from Lindgomyces ingoldianus, 1499 nucleotides. Its product is annotated as O-methyltransferase. Gene Ontology annotation, molecular function: O-methyltransferase activity. Bases 177 to 1499 code for a protein of 440 amino acids. The record is from RefSeq and is a predicted model, not a curated record. NCBI's taxonomy places the organism in Eukaryota, Fungi, Ascomycota, Dothideomycetes, Pleosporales, Lindgomycetaceae. The transcript has 2 exons.
UUGGGAAUCAACAUCUGGAUUGCAUUUUCGGCUGGAUUAGUGCUGGAAAGAAUGAAAGAAGUUAUCCCAACAUGUAGUCUCGAAAUUCUUCAAACCUCGUUAUCCUUACAAAGGACCCUAAUUCGCACGUUGGAAGUCCUCACAUUUUUGGAAAGUCACUUCGUCACUCAUCAAUCAUGAUUGCCCAAGCAAACGAAACCCUCCGUGCAAAUGGAACGCACCAAGCAACCGGCAAAGUCCAGGCACCCUCAACUUCGAUUCUGGCACUGGCUCAGAACAUCCUCGAAGUCACUCAGGAUAUGACCAAGUACUUCCAGGCUAACAACCUUGUCGCACCUACUUUUGCACUCGAUUCCCACGAUCCGCCUGAGACUGCAGAAUAUCGCCGGCUUCAUGCCGACCUAAAGACCUCUUUAGAAGAUCUUCAACGUCUCAUUGAUGGCCCGAGAAGGUGGCUGAGAUAUUUCUGCUGCACCUGCUACGAUCUCGGUGCACUCCAAAUUGCGUGUGACUUCAACUUCUUUCAAUUGGUACCUGCACAUGGAGAAAUCACUUUGGAGGAAUUGGCCAAGAAGGCUGCUCUAGAUCAGGACCGCACGGCCCGUGUCAUUCGCCAGCUCAUGACGUACCGCAUGUUCGAAGAACUUCGGCCAAAAGUAUUUUCUCACAGCUCUACCUCUCUCACUAUGCACCAAGAUGAAGAACUACGAGCUGUUGUCCACUGCACGCUUGAUGAGUUGUUCAAGGCGUCUGCCGACUGCGACAUCAGCCUCAAAGCUGAUCCACAUAACGCACACCAUGACAUAAACCCCUUCGCCACCCGGCAUGGUUGUGGUCCUUUCGAAUUCUACAAAAAGUACCCAGAGAAGGCGGUCCGAUUCUCGAAUGCCAUGGCUGGAUUGAGGAAGAUGAAUAGCCAUAUCGACUUUCUGCUGAAAGAUGGCUUCGACUGGUCCGCUAUCAAGGGCACUGUAGUUGACGUUGGAGGAGGUAAUGGCCAUCUGUCCAAGAGCUUGGCGCAACUUCAUCCCGACUUAAACUUUGUUGUACAGGACUCCAACGCCGACAUGCUGGCCCAGGGCCGUGACUCACUCUCGGGUGAUCUCCGUGAUCGAGUGACUUAUCUUCAACACAGCUUCUUCGAGCCACAGCCAGUCAAAAAUGCUGCUGCUUUCCUCAUCCGGCAAGUUACCCACAACUGGGCCGACCACGAUGUAGUCAGAAUCUUCAGGUCAUUCGUUCCUGGACUUGAGAACACCAGCCCAAAUACCCCACUGCUCAUCAACGAUAUUAUCCUUCCGGAGCCAGGGGCCUGGCCUCGUCAUCACGAGCGAACUGCGCGUCAGAUAGAUAUUUGCAUGUUGGUCAAUUUAGGUGCUAAACAACGCACGAAGGAUGAAUUCGAGGGGCUAUUGAAGGAGGCAGAUGCAAGAUACGAGAUACGCGACGUCUUUGACGACGGACCGCUAGGUCUUCUUGUAGUCUACCUGAAGCGAUAG